This is a messenger RNA of Phytophthora nicotianae INRA-310, 192 nucleotides long. RefSeq lists its product as hypothetical. The record is from RefSeq and is a predicted model, not a curated record. The transcript has a single exon. Lineage: Eukaryota; Oomycota; Peronosporomycetes; Peronosporales; Peronosporaceae. Bases 1 to 192 code for a protein of 63 amino acids.
AUGAAGUUUCUGAAGUUCCUGGUCGACAAGAGAUCUCGCGACAGCGCUGAUCAUGCUGCUAAUGCUGCGACUGGUGUGCUGCCUCCCGUCAACCUGACAAGCCCGACUCGUCCUAUCAAGAGCGCUGGCAACGGGGAGAAGAAACCCAAAGUCGGAAAGCUUACGUUGUACAUGCUAUUGUCCGACAUUUAA